AUGUAUUUACCUUAUCCCCACUCCAAUUUCAGUGAACUAAUAACGCAUAGAAUACUCCUCGAAAGUAUACAAAGAGACUUUAUCUUAAGCAAGCUUCAAGUUGCUCAGGGGGCAGCUUAUGAUGACUUCUCCUAUACAUCUAGGGGUGAAUGUCACCCUGACACGCGCCUCGAAAUCCUUGACACCAUAUACAAGUGGGCAGCCGAUUCAUCUAGUCCAUCCAUCUUCUGGUUGCAGGGGAUGGCUGGAACAGGCAAAUCUACCAUUGCGCAGACAGUGGCAAAGAAACUAGACGGUGACAAUCUAGGCGCAAGUUUUUUCUUCAAACGAGGUGAGGGCGAUCGUGGAACUGCUCGGCGGUAUUUCGCAACAAUCGCGAGCCAAAUGAUCCGCAAGCAGCCUAUUCUAACGCAGGUUCUCCAUGAUAUAAUUCAAGAAGAACCAGAAAUUGGAAGCAAGAUGCUUGAGACCCAGUUUCGAGAAUUGUGGGUUCGUCCUUUCAAAGAACUUCCUCCACUUGAGCCAACCGCGCAGCCGAAGACGAUUGUGGUUGUUAUUGACGCGCUCGACGAAUGCGAUCCAUUGGAGGACGCAGGUCAUCUGAUCAGGCUCCUAACCGAAAACAAUAUCACCUCUCCUAUCAAACUCAAGAUUUUCCUUACCAGCAGACCAGAAUACCACAUAAGCUGCCAGUUCAACAAGACCAAAAAUUUCCUUCAGAACAUGAUACUGCAUCGCGUGGAAAAAUCUAUAAUCCAGAACGACAUUAGGACUGUUUUAACAAGCGAUAUACAUGAAUAUAAAGAGCAGUAUAAUCGAAAUUCAGAAGUGAUGGAGCAAGAUCAACUACUCUCAGUUGACUGGCCUGGAGAAGAAAUAUUUGAACGACUAGUUCAGAUAGCGAGCCCUCUAUUUAUCUCUGCUGCAACAAUAUCUCGAAUGCUCAGAAACGACCAGUGGCCAGCAACGCCAGAUCAAAAACUUGACCACAUACUGAAGUUCAGUACAAAGGGCGAAGGUUAUGUGGAAGACUUGUACCGUUCGAUUUUGGCUCAAAUCAUGGACAAAACUCCAAUUUAUGCCAGAGACAAAUUUAUCGGCGAAUUUCAAAAGAUUGUCGGGUCCGUUGUCCUCCUAUCUAGCCCUCUCUCUGUUGCCGCCCUUUCCAGAUUGCUUGGAUUUCAACAAAGAGAAAUAUACAGCAAAUUGAACCCUCUUUCUUCUGUGUUGGACAUCCAAUCUACAGACGUACCGGUCAAACUGUUUCAUCUCUCAUUCCGGGAUUUUCUAUUAGACAAGAAGUCAUUUAGUGUUAAUGGCGGCAAUAGUUCUUGCCAAAGUCUACAAAUCGAAGAAACGACUACCCAUGCCUGGUUAGCAAAGAGAUGUCUACAACUCCUCUCUACAGAUUUGCACAACGAUAUCUGCAAUCUUCAGGAUCCAGGUGCGAGAAUAUGGGGUGUUCGAUCAAAGGAAAUUAAAGAGCAUUUACCCCCAGCGAUGGCUUAUGCAUGCAUCUAUUGGAUUCACCAUGUGGAAGAGGGAAAGCUAGUACUCCAAGAUGGAGGACCAGAACAUAAAUUGCUAGAAACCAAGAUGCUGAAUUGGAUCGAAGCAUUGGCCUGGCUCAGAAGAUUAACCCAAGGAAUUGAACUAAUACGCGCCUUGGAAAGACUUAGCCAUUGUUUUAAAAUGUCAAAACUACUCCAGGAUGCUACUAAAUUUAUUCUCUAUUUUAAGUCAGCAAUUCAAGAAGCGCCAUUACAAAUUUAUAACUCAGCACUCGUCUUUUCACCAACGAACAGCAUUAUUCGGAAGACUUUUGAUUCAAUUCGUCCAAGCUACAUCAAACAGAUGCCACAGGUCGAUUCCGAAUGGUCAGACUAUAUCCAGACUUUGGAAUUAAGAAAUAAUGAUAGGCCAUUAGAUCUUAUCUUUUUGUCUAGUGGAAAAUUGAUAGUUGCCUGCGAGAAAGGUCUUGUCCAGAUCUGGGACCUGAAGAUUGCUUCUUGCCUCCACGAGUUGAAAGUCGAGGAAGAAGAGAUUAAGAAGUAUCUUCAAACCCCAAAUGGCAGACUUAUAGUCAUAGGGAAGAGGCAUGUACAGCUUUGGGACAUCGAAAAUCGACGGCAUCUGGAUACAUUCAAGCAUCAUAUGGAAGUUAUUGAUUGGUUCACAACCUAUUCACAAACUGGAGAUGAUCUUUUCAUGUUAUCUCCGGGGGAGUACAAUGCUGCUAACCUGCUGUCUAGAGAAUCCACAAGGAUUCAAGUCAAUUGGGUACCUGAACUGCGUCGGUCACCCAUCUCUAAAGAUGGCAAAUGGGCAGCCUUUCGCGAGGCAAAAAAAAUCAUCAUUUGGAAUCUCCAUGAAAACGCGAUUUGCCGAGAGCUUAACGCCGAUUGGACUAAGAACUCGGAAGUCAUCUUCGACCAUGAUGGACGAUAUCUGAUCGUUGGAGGAGACAAAGGCGAAAUUCGGUUCAUUAAUAUCAGCACGGGAGAAACUGAAAAAAAAAUUGACGCUCAAGUUGGAGAUAUUGGGAUGCUCGCAAUAUCCACGAACAAUGAGACACUCGCAAUCGUAGGCGACCAAACUUCAAUUACGAUCUGGGAUAUCGAAAAUCAAGUUUUACGACACGUGCUUACUGGUCAUACGAACCUCAUCUAUCGCAUAGCCUUUUCCCCCGACGAUAAAACACUUGCAACCUACUCAAACACCACAGUCACGAUUUGGGACUUGCAUCUUGCACCAUCUACAUAUCCUAACGCCCGUACUUCUGGUAAAGUUAAAAAUUUGUUUCUUAGUCCAAACGGUCAAACGUUCUAUCAUGCAGAAGAAAGGGCUAUCGGCAUAUGGGACUUGAAAAACAUGAACUGCAUCGAAAGAUUGGACAUUGGACAACCUCGUCCGAUGAUCAAUAGCGUUUAUUUUUCAAAUUUUACGCCACUGGCUGCAACCUUGUUCGUUGAUCGAUUAGAGAUAUGGGAUUUGACCAAUCAAUGUGCUUUUUCCAAGGACGGCCAUAUUUAUUUCUCUCUCUCUCAACAUAUGCCUAACACCAAAACUUAUCGAUCUACUAUACAAACUUGGGAUUCUGUCACCGGACAUUGCCUGCAUACAUCGGACGAUAUUGACAAAGCGAUUAUGGAUAUUGUCACGUCUCCCGACAACCAGCAUGUGGCAUUUAUUGAGACAGCUGACAUUCGAGGGUACGGACAAAAAUAUUGGAUAUCGCCAGAUAGAGCCUGGUUGAUGAGAUAUUCGAAAAGGAUACUAUGGAUCCCUCCGGAAUAUCAGCCAUCCCAGGUUAUUGUAUCUCAAUCUCAACUUAUUUUAGGGUCCGGGAGCCGCAUUAUUACAAUGCUACUUGAUUAA
Molecule: messenger RNA, 3378 nt
Organism: Trichoderma virens Gv29-8
Lineage: Eukaryota; Fungi; Ascomycota; Sordariomycetes; Hypocreales; Hypocreaceae
Exons: 4
Coding region: 1-3378 (1125 amino acids)
Molecular function (GO): protein binding
Source: RefSeq, a predicted model, not a curated record